Messenger RNA from Cryptotermes secundus, 2123 nucleotides. Its product is annotated as zinc finger protein 385D. The record is from RefSeq and is a predicted model, not a curated record. The coding region runs from base 218 to 1339 and encodes 373 amino acids. Gene Ontology annotation, cellular component: nucleus. Gene Ontology annotation, molecular function: zinc ion binding; nucleic acid binding. The transcript is spliced from 10 exons. Lineage: Eukaryota; Metazoa; Arthropoda; Insecta; Blattodea; Kalotermitidae.
UGAACUUAUGCCAUUCCGUUAAGUAAUCAUUGUUGUGUUAGAAAGAUUUUUAUUUUGUGUGGUUUGGUGUAAGUUAUUGCUCAAUUUGUUGUGUCUGCAAGUGUAUGUCAUGCCCCAUUAACGUGUGGUGUUUUGCUCACACAGCUGCUAUAUAGCUGUGCUGGUUUUCUGGACUGCCAGCCAGUUGCUAGUGGAAUUAUUCAGUCAGCUCUCAGCCAUGAGUUUCUACACGGCUCCUGGUUUCCAGGCAGUAGCUGCAAUGGUGGGUUACAGGUGGGUCGUUUACCCCAAGACCCCACUGGGUGGGUUAAACCACAAUCCAAGUUUGCAGACACCUGACCUGCCUCACAUCUGUGCCAGAGAAGUUGCCGCACUUACAUGCCCUGCUCUGACAAGCACAGUGCCUCUCAGUCAGCCUCUUGUGGCACCACUGCCCCUGACUACAGUGACAGGUCCUGCCCCAGCACCCACACCUGGUCCACCAACAAAGCCAACUGAUGUACUUCCGGCAGCGAACUUCCACAAUAGUGACCCAGUUACCAAAGCAGUCAUGGAUAAUAUUAUGGGAAAGCUACCUACAAAGAAGCAGGCUGUGACCUGUAAGUGCGAUAUUUGUGGCCUAGAGUUUUCAGGGCAGAUUGUCCUGGAGACACAUCUUGCUGGAGCAAAGCAUGCAAAAAAGGUAAAAUCACAGGAGAUUCUGAAGCAACUGCAGAAUAGUGGCCAAACCUUCACACGGGAUGAGAAAACGAGGAUUCUCAAGUGUGAGGUUUGCGAUGUGGUAGUGAAUUCCUCCCAGCAACUACAAACCCAUCUUGCAGGCAGCAAACACAAACAGAAAGCAUUGAAGAAAGGUGCAUUAACGAAUGCUGCUCAGAAACCAGCACAGACAAGUACAACCACCAGCAACAACACUACCACCACUACCACUACCAUUACCACAGCAACCACCACAGGAACAAGUGCGAUCAGCAGCAAAGGUUCGGAUGCUGGGACUGCAGCAAAGGAGGUGACCCCUGGACCUGCAGCUGCAGGAGAGGUUCCCGCAGGUGUUCAGAAGCUGCCCGACGCAGCUGGGACAAAGGCCAACAAAUACUUCUGUGACACAUGUAGUGUGUCCCUUAACUCAGAGAUUCAGCUGGAGCAGCAUUUGGGCUCUAGGAAACACAAAGAUAAACUUCUGAAUGGGGGAAGAAGCAAACCUCGAAUGGCGCCAUACUGGAAGAAGCCACGCCCAAGCUACCAGCAGGCAGGGAAACCUAACAAGAUGGCAAUGGCAGCAGUUCAUUAUUCCCAGCCGCUUUCCAACAACUUUGUGAGUGGUGGAGCCAUGAUGUGAAGUGUUGAGCACCUGGGUAUCUGAUAUUCUGAUUGAGUUGCCACAUGUUCCUUGCUAACAAAGAGAAAUCUAGACACUGUAAUGCGGUUCAGCCAGCUGUGUCAGUAUAGUUGAUAUACCAUUCUUUUAAUUCAGACAAUAUUAAUUGUAAUUAUCCCUCCAUUAAGUUGUCAUUUGCUUGAGAAACUGCCAAACAAAUUCAUAAUACAUUGUAAACUACAAUAUGUUUUUAGAAAUAAACAAUAAAAUGUUAGUAUGUGUUUAUAUGUAUAUAUACAUACAUAUAAAUUACAAAUGGGAUAAGUGUUUCAUGUGAUGCUGUGCCUGGCAGUGUGUCUGUUUUGUGCAGAUGAUUUCUGCAGACAGUAUUUAUCCUUGCUGAGCCCUUCCCUGAUUUUCCUCAGUCCGUCCAAGUAAAUAUGAGUGGUUCGUAACUGAUCCCUUGAUAGGAACCUACCUAUUUAAUAUCUCUGAAGCCAUUAUUGAUUGUCAAAAAAGUACAAGUAUACACAAAAGUUGGUGAGAAAAUUAAUUAUAUUUUAUUAAGUUUUAUAUAUUUUUUUGUUAGCUUUGAAUUGUUCAUUCCUGUAUUCAGGACCAUUAUGCACAACUCUUUAUAGCUGGGGAUUGCAGAUUUGUAGCUAAAUGUAACAUCUAAAGACAGUUUACACCCCAGUCUUCAUGUUGUCUAAUAAUUAGAAACAGUCUUACCAUGCAUUUGGUUCAUCUAGUGGUUGGGUAUAGUUGCCGUUAUGGUAGGAUUUCAUCUCAGUUAAGUUCCAAG